This is a messenger RNA of Danaus plexippus (monarch butterfly), 3038 nucleotides long. RefSeq names its product angiotensin-converting enzyme-like. The coding region runs from base 240 to 2405 and encodes 721 amino acids. The transcript has 12 exons. Gene Ontology annotation, biological process: proteolysis. Gene Ontology annotation, molecular function: metallopeptidase activity; peptidyl-dipeptidase activity. NCBI's taxonomy places the organism in Eukaryota, Metazoa, Arthropoda, Insecta, Lepidoptera, Nymphalidae. Gene Ontology annotation, cellular component: plasma membrane. The record is from RefSeq and is a predicted model, not a curated record.
CGAGCGUUCGCGAUAAGACGUGGUAGUGUUGUGUCCGACGUCUGGUUUGUGAUUUUCGGAAGUAUUUAAAAGUUUUAACUAGCCGUGAUGUGCGUUUGUGUUAUUAUGACAAAGUUAUUUAUUUUAUUAUUGUGAUAUUAGCGACGACUGUGCUGUUAAUAUUGAGUUUGAAAGUUUUGAGGUUGUGCUAGCAGGCCACGAGUGGAUGUGAAUAACCGGUGUUUUGUUUAAAAAUUAAAAUGUGGCGGAUCUUUCCACUUCUCCUUUGCUUCUACGCGGUGCUCUCAAGUGGAACGUCUAGUGAUGAUGACAGGAGAUGGCUCGUGUCCCUCAUAGAUCUGGUGGAGCUCGACUAUCAAGAUCAAUGUAACCAACGAGCUGAAGCGACCUGGGAAGAGCUUUUAGGCAACGAGAAAAUCUUGUCCUUGAAAGUACUGCUGGAGCAAGACAAGGCAUUUGGAAUUUUCUCCAGCAAGCAGAAGAUGGAUGUGAAGUCAGCAUUCACGAGCCAGGCUCUCGCUGCCGAUGACGAUGUUUUAAGACGUCGUGUGAAAUUGUUACUUCAGCCAGGAGAUACAUUGCUUGAAACAGAACAAUGGAUACGGCUGGUAACAUUUGCUGAUACUGCGCUUAACCGAUUGCGCUUUGCUGGGGAUUACAACUGCGGAGUCACUGUUAAUUGCACGUUAAGAGAACUACAUAACGCCAUAGCAAGAGAACAAGACGAGGAAAAGUUGCGUCUGAUGAAAGCGUCAUGGGAUAGACACCUGCCAGAUUUUACGGAAUAUCUUAAUAAAAUUCUACCUUUACUGAGGAAUGCUUCGAAGGAAAAUCUUUACGACUCUGUGGAAGAAUAUUGGGAUUCGUUAGCCGAAUACGAAGGGGCAAUGUUAACGGCCCGUGAGAUUUGGGAUCACGUCAGACCUUUGUACCUCAAAUUACAUAAAUACGUAUCACUCAAGCUGAAAGGCGUGGACGAAGUUGGAAAGCCCUUGCCGAUACAUUUGCUUAGAUCGCUCAAUGGAGACGACUGGUCGAAUUUGAUAGAGAGUUUGCUACCGACUCAUCCAGACAUUUAUCAAAAACUUCACGCUAAUUUACAAUUAAAGGAUGUCAGUGGCUUAAAUGCAUUCAAAGAAGCAAAUAAACUGCUCAAGCAAUUGAAUUUGGGUGAAAUACCAUCAGAAAUAUUAAAAGAAUCCGCUUUCAAUGGAACCUGCCCUCCUACAAUAGUAGAUUGGUGCGAGCCCAACCGAAUGAGAUUUGUAAGUUGCAAGGACGUCAGUAUUCAGAACUAUAUGGACGCACAUGAAACGGCUAUGAAGAUAAAAUACAAAAUCACGACCGGCUUACACAGCAAUAACACAUACGUGCUAAGAGAAGCGCCGCGUUACUCGGCUAUAUAUGAGGCAGUGCCGGGAUUUGUGUCAUUAUUGUCACUGAAUCCCCAUACAUUAGAGCGUGCGGGUUUGUAUCCGCUUAAUAGGUUUAAUUACAACCAAAACCACAAUAGACUCGUUCUGCAGCUGAUUAUAGCAUUGAGAGAUUUACCGAAGUUGAACUACUAUAUAGCCGCAGACGAAUGGCGAUUAGAUGUUUUGAUGGGUAAAAUUCCUUACCAUAAAAUAAACGAGAGUUGGAGUGAAUUCAGAAAAAACUUUUCCCUUAUCGAGUCAUCAAACUCGGAUAUUCUUGGAAGCGCACACGUUUUAUCAAACAAGCCUUACAUUGGAAAUUUCUUGGGACUGAUUCUUAAGUACCAGGUCUAUCAGUCUUUUGCUGAGGAACUGAGAUCUGAUGAUUCCGAUUUAAUUCAACACGUGUCUGAAAACAAUCAACGAUUAAUUGAUGCUAUGAUGCAAGGCUAUGGGACUCCUUGGCCUGAAAUGGUUAGUGAUUUGCUAGCGAAACGAGAAAAUGGUUUAGAAUAUACCGGACUCACUGAUUACUUCAGGCUUCUAGACGAAUAUUUGGAUAACCAGUUAGAUCCAACAAGUGAAAAUACCAUAGAAGAAUAUGUUGAACCACCAAUUGAGGUUCCACCACAAGAAAACGAAAUACCCGAAGAAACUCCGCUUCCCAAAGCAGAGAAUAAUGAAGGAGAACAGGAAAAUGCUAUUAAAACACAUGAUAAUAUCAACGAGAAUAUAAUAGAUACAGAAGAUGAUCAUAACUAUAAAUUAGAAACAUCCACAGUUGGAGUGUUAGAAAUCAAAAACCCUUUGGCUGCUGGGGACCAGACGGAGCCUACUAAUGUUAAAGAAGCCUCAUACAAUAUUUAUUGGUGGAUCGGCGUGGCCGUAGCGAUAGCUAUCGUCGUUAUUUUAGUAGCGAUAAUUGCAAGAAAACGACACAACCAUAGAAAACAAUUGGAAAGACAAAGAAGACAGAAUUCGCGUGCUUGAUGUGAAGAGUAUCGGUUCUAAGUGAACCGAAAGACGUUAGUGAAAUUGUGCUAAUACUUUGAGUACAAUUGUGGUUGAAUGUUUUAUUUUUAAGGCCCUUUUCAUUUCAUAUCUGUGGUGUAAAUGGACUUCUUACUCUAUGGUGCUGUAUCUCUACUACCAUUUCGGAAGCAUUUAGUUUCAAUGAAUGCGUGUUUUUUCUUUUGCAAUUCUAAAGUAGGUUUAGAAGAGGAAAAUAUUUUUGUACAUAUCACAAUUUGCGAUAUAUUAAGAUGGUUACCAAAUGUUAAAUAUAGGUGUAUUCUAUAUUGUAUAGUUAGGAGUAAAUUCGCCGUGCCUUAAGCGUUUCAAUUUCAAAUAAUAAAUGGAACGAUCAAAAUUUCUAAUGAUUAAGGUAAUUUUAUAAAUCACUAUUUACUCCCAAAGACCAAUCCCUUCUAUAUAUGUUUCAUAAUUUUGGUUGUUUUAUUAUUAUAUUAAAAUAAAAUUGGAUCAUUAUUUAAAUAAACGAAUAUUAAAUUAUUUUAUUGUCGGUAUAUUUUAAUGGAUUUUAUUUAUUAGAUUACUAACGUCUGUUAGUCAAGCAAGAUUGUAAAGAUUGUCAGAUUAAAAAAUUAUAAUGUUUUGAAGAAA